Carassius gibelio (silver crucian carp) is the source of this 1922-nucleotide messenger RNA. It is a transcript of the gene fbxo36a, whose product is annotated as F-box protein 36a. Gene Ontology annotation, molecular function: protein binding. NCBI's taxonomy places the organism in Eukaryota, Metazoa, Chordata, Actinopteri, Cypriniformes, Cyprinidae. The record is from RefSeq and is a predicted model, not a curated record. The transcript has 4 exons. The coding region runs from base 253 to 804 and encodes 183 amino acids.
CAUCAUUAACCCCCGCGCUUUAUUAAUGCAUCACUUUAGUGCAUCAGCUACGUAUGUCAGGAUUUCAUAAUAUCAAUCCGCCAGGUCGUGACCCCCCCACUACCACCAUCUUUAAAAAAAUCUUUCACCACAUAAUUUUAGGUAAACGUUUUAAUUAUUAUUUUAGACUGUUAGUCGUACGUGUUCCGGACAAAACUUGUGCAUAAAAUCAAUCCGCGUAGGAAAAUCUAUCCUUUUAAUGUGUCUGUUGUCAUGGUAACCACUAAGCGUCAAAAUAUGGCGUCUCUGCUGAGUGAGACGCUGUUUGAAACCGCUGGACAAGGCCCUCCUCCCUCUAAAGACUUCUACCAGUUUAUUAUCACACAAAACGAGGUGAUAUGGAGGUGGUGGAAGAUUUCCGUUCGGUCUGAGUUCAGAGGAGCCCCACCUGGAGAGAUCAAACACCUCCACUGUGACUUUCUGAAUGAUGCACAGCUGCAGGAGCAGCUAGCUGCAGUGUUUGGCACCAGGAUCCUGGACUACAGUUUGGCUCUGUGUCGAGGGCAUGUUGACUAUCUGGAACGUUUACCUGACAAGCUGCUCCUUAAAAUCCUUUCCUACAUGCCCUUGCAGGACACUGGCCGCCUCAGCCAAACCUCAAGCAGGUUUAGGAAGCUGUGUAACUCGGAGGAGAUCUGGAGGCAGGCUGUGAGGGAUCACUGUGAUAUGAUAACUGAAGACAUGGAGAUGCUUGCCAAUGUCAUGGGAUGGAAGAACAUCUUCUUUAAGUUUUACUAUAAUAAAGAACAUGACGGCACGGCCUGAAGAAGAUAAAGCCAAUACUGAAUCGCCAUGAGCUAAUAAAACAACUCUUAGUCAACAAAAAAGACAAUCAUAUGAUCUUAAAGUGUUAAUUAAUUAAUCUAACUUUUUUUUGCAGGUAUUGAUAAAAAAAAAGGCUUUAAAUUGUUUUGUUUUUUAAGCUCAGCUUUACUAUGCCCGCCAAAGUAUUAAAUACUCAAUUAUUAAUUUUAUAUUUUUAAUAUAUGUAAUCCAUAAUUAUUCAUGUAUUAGGUGUAGUCACUAUUUCUGUCACCCGACACCGCUAUGUUUUAAUCGCACGUCUGUCAUCUAGUGGUGACUGCUUGCGUCUUUUCAUUAACUGCUACGUGGAAAGUGACCAGCAGAUGGCGCGAGUUAAUAAAGUGAGUGAAUGUGAAAAACCAUUGAAACGGGAUUCACUCUACAGAUGGUUAAAAUAAAGUGCACAGUAAAUAAAUCACUCAGUAAUAUGAGCCUUGCUUUUUAAGUGUAAGUGGUUUUAGAAUGAGUCAGAAUCUUUUUUAGACGACCUAUUUAAGGAAAAAUGCCCUGUUUAGUUUAAAAACAUACAAGAUACAAAGGAAGUCCAUUGGACUCACAUUAGGGAUGUCAAACUCAGUUCCUGGAGGGCCACAAACCUGCAGAGUUUACCUCCAACCCUUAUUAAAUAAACACACCUGAUCCAGCUCAUCACGUCUUUCAGGCUUGUUUGAAAAAUACAUGGUUUGUGUGUUGGAACAGGGCUGCAGGCCUCUAGGAACUGAGUUUGACACCCUUGCAUUAACCCAUUGUUGUCACUCCAUAAGGCAUAAACCAUCGCAAUCUGGGUCUGUAUUGACAAAACAUUUUAUCUUACCAGUAAGAGUUCUCCUAAAUAACAGUAAAAGUUUAUAGCCAAGAGUUUUUUUCUUAAAACCUAUUCACAAAGUUGCCGAGACAAACUUUUACUAAGGAAUAUACAGAGAUCUUAAGCUAAGAGUAAGGGCGGAGUUGACCUCGUUGUAAUGGACGAUGUCAGCACGCUUACUAACUAUGCACACAGUGAUUGGCUGAUCAGAGAUUUAUUCAUAGAAAUAUUCCAGAGCACAAUAUUAUGUCACCAUAUUCAAAUAAAGGUUUUA